AUGGAUAUUACCAAGAAGAAUUUCAUCGAGCAACUUCCACUGAUUCGGGAAACAAUCCGGGAUGCUACGUUUUUUGCAAUGGAUUGUGAAUUCACCGGACUGGCCUCCGAUCGUACCAUAUUCCCGUUUGAUACACCGGAAGAAGUGUAUUUGAAGAUGGUCGAAAAUAGCCCACAUUACAUUAUCGUACAGUUCGGGCUGUGUGCCUUUCGUGUUGAACCACCGGCAGAGGACAAUAAGGACGCCGAGCCACGCGUAUCGUACAAAUGUUUCAACUUUUUCUGCUAUCCCAAGGGCCGCGGGAACGUGUUCAGUUGCCAAGGUGAAAGUAUGCGCUUUCUCGCCGACAAUGGGUUCGAUUUUAAUCGACUGUUUCGCGAAGGACUUGCGUAUGCAAACGAAAGCGAAGAGCAACGGUACAGAGCUGACUUGAAGGAGCGUCAAGCAACGAGGGCAGCCACAAUACUGGCGGCGGCUGAGGAAGAGUCGAAUGAAGCCGAUCCCAAGGCAGCAAAAAUGUCAGACGUCAAUGCAAUUCCAGUUCCUACAGAACUUCAGCAACAAGUGUAUGAUACCGCUGCCAGUAUCGAGGAGUUUCUACAGUCUGACCGGCCGGAACUGAUCGUCGGUAACUGUAAUGCAUUCCAACGGAAGCUCAUCUAUCAGAUGAUAGAACAGCGCUACAUUCGUAAGGUGUCCACCUCCACCGUAUCGCUGGAGAACAAUCAGAAGGCGAUUAAAGUGGAACGGAAACGUUCGUACGAAGAGGAACAGGCAUUGGAUGAGCAGCGUCGGGCGCAAGAGAAUGAGGAUCUCGAGUUGAACGUUGGAAUAUCUCUGGUUCUGCAGGAGUUGUCGAAGGCCCGCAAAUUGAUCGUUGGUCACAAUAUGUUGCUCGAUUUGUUCUACGUGCUUCGGCAAUUCUUUAAGCCUCUACCGGUAGACUAUCAAGAAUUUAAGAAGCUCGCGAAAGAAUAUUUCCCGCUUCUCCUCGACACUAAAUAUCUGUGCACGAACGCUGAAAUCAAGGUGGACGUUAAUUCGUCCGUAUUGGCGCACGUGUAUGACGCGGUUAGCAAGGCACCAUUUUCCAUUCCCACGGUACAUGCCGAGCUUCCUGACCAUCAGUACAGUGUAGAAGAUGAGAAAAAGCACGAAGCUGGUUAUGAUGCGUACCUUACCGGGCUUUGCUUUCUAGGGCUUGCCAGUCGGUUCAAGGUUAAUCUGUUGCAACUUUCCAAGGACAACACGUUGAGGCAUUACAUGAAUCGAAUUUUCAUCACUCGCCUAAAUGAUGUUAACUACAUUUAUCUGAACGGAAAAGAGCCCUCACAAACACGGGAUCACAUUUUUUACGUUACCUUCCCGGAAAGCUGGCGAACCAGUGACAUCCAGAGCAAGUUUAAACCGUUCGGACCGGUACAUGUCAGCUGGCUGGACCAUACUUCCGCAUUCGUGUCGUUACACAAUCGCAUCGCAGCGAGUUCGGUGCUGAAAACGAUCGGAUAUCACACCGGCUUCAAAGUUUACAGCUUUGCGCAGUUUACGCAAAUGAAACUGCAACGCCCUGGUACUAAACGAGGACGAAUCGGUUCGGGUAGUUCUAGCAGCGGAAAUGGUGCUGGAGUUCGAUGCGCACAACCAGUCGAUCAAUCGAGCCGGGAAGAAAAAGCAGAAGAAGAAAGCCAAACAAUAGACCACACUGUACCCGCCGUUAAGCGGAAGGGCAAGCAUGAGGAUCAACCGCCACCGGCAGUCAACGAAGCCAACGCAGACGACAGCGGUGGGUGGAAAACUGUUAAAAAGGCUCGCAAAACGUUCACCGACAACAAUGAUUGGUGA
This is a messenger RNA of Anopheles marshallii, 1842 nucleotides long. RefSeq names its product poly(A)-specific ribonuclease PARN-like. Gene Ontology annotation, molecular function: RNA binding; poly(A)-specific ribonuclease activity; metal ion binding. Lineage: Eukaryota; Metazoa; Arthropoda; Insecta; Diptera; Culicidae. The transcript is spliced from 6 exons. The record is from RefSeq and is a predicted model, not a curated record. Gene Ontology annotation, biological process: nuclear-transcribed mRNA poly(A) tail shortening. The coding region runs from base 1 to 1842 and encodes 613 amino acids. Gene Ontology annotation, cellular component: cytoplasm; nucleus.